Molecule: messenger RNA, 2285 nt
Organism: Ruditapes philippinarum (Manila clam)
Lineage: Eukaryota; Metazoa; Mollusca; Bivalvia; Venerida; Veneridae
Exons: 1
Coding region: 677-1348 (223 amino acids)
Source: RefSeq, a predicted model, not a curated record
AUUUUCCCUGAUAACCGCGCAGUUAUAUUAAUCUGACCGAAUGUUUAGGCGGAAACUAAUCCUUGCAUAAAUAUUUAUAUAUCACAACCAGCCAGGUAUUUUGUAAUUGAAAAAAAAAUACUGCGGCCGUUUAUAAUAUUCGGUAUAGCUUUACAAAUGACUGAUUGCGAAUAACGAAUGCUUCUGGCUAAAUUAAGUAGCUGUUUUGAACUUGAAGUUGAUGAUGCAUAAAGAGCGAAUGUUAUGAGUGGGAUACAAUUGAUAAAACAGUUAAGUGAACUAUCUUUUUAUGAUGCUAUAAAGGUGCAAGUAUUUAUUUGUAACAAAUGAUACAUGUGGGCUGCAUCUGGCAGAGGUUAUCAAGGUAAAAGCAAAGUAUUCGGCAGAACAGAGGAAUAAGUAAUACCGUGUUGGUUUAGAGGAGUACGUAUUAAAAGUGAUUUUAUAGCCUAGGUACUUAGCUGUUUUUGUGAUUAUACACACACUACAGACAGAGUGUUGCCUGUGUAGUGAUACAAUUGUUUCACGAUUGAAGAGGGAAUAAGUCGUGUAAAGAUAUUUCCGAGGAAUAAUAUUGUCCAAAUUAACAGUUACUGAAUUUAAAAAGGAAGUGACAAAAAGUGAAUAGUACGAUAUCUGAAAAAAGAAAACAGGAUAAGCUAAUAUCUUAUAAACAAUGGAGGAUGAUAUUCCAUAUCUUACGGAGGGCUAUCUCGGAGAGCAGGCCAAAUUCGCACAGUACGGACUUACAACGGUAUCGCACCAUGAGCCAGUCAUCAGACUUGACACAAAUAAGGUUGACAUUGUAAUAGGAUACAGCGAGAAGACGAGGUUCACUACAAAGUUUAAACGAAUGGACCCAAUCCAAGAAAUGAAUAAUUGCGUUUUUAUGCAAAAUCUAGGAGAUUCUAUGCAUUAUAGUAUCGCUGUUUCUCAACCAGGGUUUUAUAAAUUCGAAAUAUACGCUUUACCAGGCAGCCAAGCAGGUCCCCAUUUCAUCAACGUAUUCAAUUACCUGAUUCACGUCAAGUUCGUCGAUGCUUAUGUAGAGCCGUUCCCAAAACAGUAUCCCCUAUGGAAACAGGAGGGAUGUUUUGUAUUUGAACCGAUGAUGAUCCAGAAAGGGUGCAACUAUGGCGUUAAGUUCCGCUAUCACAUCCCUAAGGCUGUUGAUGUACAGAUAAAGGCCGGCGACGACUGGCAUAAACUUGAGAAAGUUGAAGCCGAUACAUAUGAAGGAUAUAUUGACUUCAGCAAGGUAAACCUACCACCGGGUUCAAAGGUCAAGUUAAAUGUGAAAUUUGGAAGAAAUAACAAGUAUGACAUUUUACUAGAAUACACAAUCUAAACUUCUUCACCGAGUGUUUAUGUUUAAAAGCUGCUUCAGUUUGUUUAUUUCAUUAGCAUCCAGGAAAAUGUGGACAUAUGCCAAUAAGAGAUAAUGAGGUUUCUCAGCAAGUGAGCAUCACCAGCAGUUUGUAGAUUCCGUACAACAGAUAAUAAUUAUCUGCUAAUGAAUAUAUCUGUUGUUGUUGUCGUUGUUGUUGAAAGAGUAAGAGAGAAAGGUCUGGAUAUAAUAUACACUCUUGUGAAAUGACUCGGAACAUUUUUUUCGUGUUUGCUAUACAGUGUAUUAAAUUCUGUAUUUUAAGGGUAUCUUUAAAAUUGAAAAUAUUCUAUAUUUUUUAUUUUGUUAUUGUGAGUUUGUAAGAAAAUCACUCGAAAUAUGUGCCAUAUCGUAUAUCUUUAUAUAACAAGUGAGAUAGAAUUAUCUGAUCUGAAUAUAUAAUUAUUUUUGAAACAGUGCGCUAUAUUACAUAUAUACAAUGCUACAAAUCAUUGCGUUCCUGAGUAUUGUAAUAAUCCAAUCUAAUGUAACGAUAUUAUGAUUUUUAUACCUGUUAAGAAGAAGGAUAUUGAUUCUUCUCGUGUAAAACUACAUUAAUACGAUAUCACUUCGCAUGUUUACGCUAAAACAUUAAUUUUGCAGUUUUACUAUUCUUGUGUUAUUUUAACUAUGCUAUUUAUUAAUAUGGAAAAUAUUUGUUUUAUUUACAUUUUUACAAAAACAUGUAUAAUUCUUUUUCUAUGAAGUAUUCACAUUUUAAAGAUUUUUUAUAUGUUAAGUCGUAUCUUAAAUUCGGAUACUAAUCAUUUUGUAUUAUAUUGAGCAUAGUAAUAACGAUUAUAUGUAAUUGUUUCAAUUGAUACUGUAUAUUACGUUCUUAUGUUUCGGCACUGCUUAUAUUUGUUUUUAAUAAACACAAUUGAAAUACUCUUGGAAA